Messenger RNA from Eimeria mitis, 1233 nucleotides. RefSeq lists its product as uncharacterized. NCBI's taxonomy places the organism in Eukaryota, Apicomplexa, Conoidasida, Eucoccidiorida, Eimeriidae. The record is from RefSeq and is a predicted model, not a curated record. Bases 1 to 1233 code for a protein of 410 amino acids. Gene Ontology annotation, cellular component: mitochondrion. The transcript is spliced from 9 exons. Gene Ontology annotation, biological process: mitochondrial tRNA 3'-end processing. Gene Ontology annotation, molecular function: 3'-tRNA processing endoribonuclease activity.
AUGCCCCCUCUCUUCCCGGGGAGGCACCAGGGGGCCCCCCGGCCUGGGGGCCCCCCCUCCUCUGGGGGCCCCCCAACCACAAGCGGGGGGGGCCCCCUCGCUGCUGCUGCUGUGGGCUGCGCAGCGGAGGCCCUCGUGCAUGUGGGGCCCCUCCACAAGCCCCCCCUCGCUGCUGCUGCUGUGGGCUGCGCAGCGGAGGCCCUCGUGCAUGUGGGGCCCCUCCACAAGCUUUGGCUGUCUCCUCCAUCGCGGGCCUUUGUUGACAGCACUGCGCCGCCCGCUGAGCCGCCAGCCAAUAGCUUCGAGUCUCAGUUUGACUCUGACUCCUUUAAGGCCCUAAAGGAGACAUUCGCUGCUCACCUGCCGCCCCCAGACCCUUCGGGGGGCCCCCCAGGGUCGGGGGGCCCCCCAGGGUCCGGGGGCCCCCAAGGGUCAGGGGGCCCCCCAGGGUCCGGGGGCCCCCCGGGGUUCAGGGGCCCCUUUUUAAAGGUGUUGGGUACUGGCUCUGCGUCUCCUUCUCACUACCGCAAUGUCUCGGGUUCUAUUCUCGCUUUAACUCCUACCUUAAGCAUAGUGCUUGACUUUGGUGAGGGGUCUCUCUCGCAGCUGCGGGCCGCCACGGAGACAGAGGAAGAGUUCGUUCAGCUGCUGCUCUCUGUACACCACGCUGACCACCACCUGGGGGUGUUGACGCUGCUGCAGACGCGGGCGGUUCUAUGGCCCGAAGCAAAGCCCCCCAUCCUUAUAGCCCCUGCACGCCUGCAGGAGUGGUUUGAGUUUGUGUGUAUGGAGAUGGCGGCGAUGCCGCAUAUAUUUGUUUGCUGCGAGGCGCUGACAGCAGAACUAGAGGAGACCUUCUGUCCCCUUCAUCUUCCUGCUGCUGCUGCUGCAGCAUGGACGGGAGAGGCAGAGACACUGCAGCUCAGGACUGUUGCAGUGGACCACAUCCCUGACUCUUUUGGUGUUCGUGUUGAUUUUGGUGGGGUUGCUGUUGUUUACUCAGGAGACACUCGCCCCUGUCCCCAGCUCUUUGCUCUCGCAAACAAAUGCACUCUUCUCUUUCAUGAGGUAGCAGCGACAACAGGAGCAGCAGCAGCAGUAGCAGCAGCAGUAGCAGCAGUAACAGCAGCAGCGGUAGGAGGAGCAGCAACUACAGUAGAAGCAGCAACUGCAGCAGCAACAGCAGCAGCAGCAGCAGCAGCAGCAGCAGCAGCGGCAGUACCAAGAGCAUGA